This is a messenger RNA of Nylanderia fulva, 4956 nucleotides long. NCBI's taxonomy places the organism in Eukaryota, Metazoa, Arthropoda, Insecta, Hymenoptera, Formicidae. The record is from RefSeq and is a predicted model, not a curated record.
GGAGGCUCGUCGAGGUAGUGGCCCGCGCCCCACAGCCGCGACAGCUCGAAGCGCGCGCGCCGCGUUUCUCCGCGUCGAGAGUUGCGCGCGAGGGUGAAGUUGGAGCGAGAAAGAGAGAGAGAGAGAGAGAGAGGAAGAAGGAGGGUUAGCGUGGUGGCGGUGGUGUGUAAUACGGUACACGGUGAAAGCGACGACCGCGCGUACCCGAGAGUCUCUCCCGAGGGCGCCACCCCAGCGAAAGGGGUCGUCGUCGGCGUGACGUUUCGUCGCGUUUCAUCGCGAGAUUCCGCGAGAAGUGUGCACUGUCGAAGGUAUAUCGAAUGUAAAAGAGAAGUGUGAAGCUAAUAAGAAUCUUGACGUCGCUAUAUUAUUUUCCAAGUAAUCGUGUGUUGCUUGCUUUUUACUGUGUACACAUUAUUCGGAUCGCGUCGGUGGAUGCUCGACUGGUCCGAGAGAAAACAGACGUGCGGGUGAAAAGUGUCCGGGAUAGAGGAGAAGAACCUGUCGGCACUUCCGGUAUAUUUCCAGUACUGGUUUCGGUGCAGGAGAGAGAGAAAGCUGGUGGUGGCCGACUCGAAUUACUACACUCGUCUCGAACCGCAAAAUAUUGGCUAGAACCAGCGGCCUGUGUGUUUUUCCGUCGAGCUGGUUUCAAGGGGUGGCGGUGUAGGUUGAUUGUACGUACACACGGGGAGUGUCGCAGGUGCGGAGGAACUCGGGGGUGGCGUGCACACGAGGAGGGGUGUCCUCGCGCAACUCCCGCGCAACAUCGGAGCACCGAGAAAGACCUGGGGAGGUGCCGUGCUUCGCUCUCGCUGUGUGUGUGUGUAUUUACGGGGACGCAUUAGCACCUGGCAUCGAUACCUUGGCGUCAGCACUGAUGCUCUAGUAAAGGUCCUGGAGUUCUAAGAGAGAAAGAGCGAGAGACCAAGAAAGAAGAAAUAAAGCAGGAUGUGGCGCGUACGAGUCAUCGUCUUCCUCCUAGCAGCCACUUCCGUCACCUACGCCAAGGUGGCCGUGUUGCCGCACGAUGUUUACCCCGGUUACGAGGUGACGCAGUUCCGGGGCGAGGCGAGUCGGCCUUCGAACUUUCGCCUCCUGGAAACCGGCUUCUCCAAGUACUUCACCGUGCUUGGCAACGGCCUGGUGAUGACAACGUCGGAUCUGACGCCGCUCGUGGACCGUCCUGUCAACCUGAUCGUCCUGGAGGAACUGGCCAACGGCACCCAGACCCACGACCUUCACCUCUACGUCAUCAAUCGCCGGAACAUGCUGACCUUCUCGCACGACCGUCUCGGCGAGGGCGAAGUGGCGGAGAACGCGGUUGCCGGCACGCAAAUAGACGGAUUUCCGGUUCUGCGGGCGCGUGGCAGCUUUCCGGUCCAUUACAAAAUCCUGCCGGACGAUAACGGGGAACGUCCGUUCGCUCUACGCGAGAACGAGUCCAACGAGACCGGCUUCAACCUCACCCUGAAGAGCCAGAUGCAGGGUGUCCGAGUGGUGAGCGCGAAACCGCUGGAUCGCGAGUCACGUGGUCUCUACACCGUCGUGAUACACGCGUCGGACGGGAACUUUCUCAGCACGUCCAAGAUCAGCGGCAUCGUCCACGUGCUCGACGUGAACGACAACAGUCCGAUUUUCGAACGCGAGCUCUACGUCUUCGAGAUCAGGCCGACCAAUCUGGAUACGUUGCGCAACGGUGGCGACGUCACUGCGCUGCCCGGUUGGAAGAGGUUCUCCACCGUCGGCAAGGUCACGGCCAAGGACGCGGACGGGGACAGGGUCGCGUACAAGCUGGUGACGCCUAGCAGUCUGCUGAUAGUCGUGCCGCAGACCGGCGAACUGUUGCUCGCUGGUGAGCCGGAAGUCAGCUCGGAGCAGGACAGCGAAUGCGAGCUGAUCGUCGAGGCGCAUGAUCUGCACACGCCUAGUCGCAGUGCCGAGAGACCGGCCAAGGUCAUCGUGAGAUUCCUCACCACGGAGCCGGACGAGUCGCCGGAGGUGCACCGGAUAGAGAAGAGAAGAGUCACCCGGGCUGUGCGGCCGACGAAGAAGGUCGAUUUCACGGAGGCGGAUGGAAAUAUCGAGGGCAAGAUCGCGUUUUAUCUCGAGAAGGAGAACGAGAAGGAGACUUAUAAGAUAAGAGACGAGAAUAAAUGGGUUACCGUGGGCGCGAACGGCUCUGUCAUGGUCAAGCAGAAGUGGGACUACGAGGAACUGGGUCCGGAGAAGACUAUCGACUUCUGGGUUACUAUCACGAACACAGAGCCAUGCGCACAAUAUGCCCCACUCGGUGUCCCGUGCCCAUUUUGGGAUGAUACCGACAAUCAGCGCGUCAUCAUCAACAUGAAGGACGUCAACGACGAGCCUCCGUAUUUCAUUAAUCGGCCUCUACCGAUGCAAACGGUCGUCCAGUUGAAUGCACCGCCGAACACUCACGUGUUUACCCUUCAAGCCAGAGAUCCCGACACCGACCAUAACAUCCAUUACUUCAUCGUGCGAGAUCGAACUGGUGGCCGCUUUGAGGUCGACGAGAGAUCGGGGGUCGUACGUACUCGUGGCACUGACCUCUUCCAGCUGGAUAUGGAGUAUGUCCUUUACGUGAAAGCUGAGGAUCAGAACGGCCGUAUCGACGAGAGGCGUUUCCAGUCGACUCCUGAGGAGAGACUAUCGAUCGUCGGUGGAAAACGCGCACCGCAGUUCUAUAUGACGGCGUACGAGGCCGAGAUACCGGAAAACCAGAAGAAAGACUCCGACAUAAUAUCCGUGAAAGCCAAGUCGUUCGCCGAUCGGGAGAUACGUUAUACGCUGAAAGCUCAAGGUCAAGGAGCUGCGGGUACAUUCAACAUCGGGCCGACUUCGGGUAUCGUGAAACUUGCGAAGGAACUGGAUUUUGAGGAUCUACGACAGCCUCACAUUUAUUCCUUGAUAGUGACGGCGACGGAGGACUCCGGCGGUUUCUCGACAUCCGUCGAGCUAACGAUCCGAGUGUCCGAUGUGAACGAUAACGCACCCAAAUUCGAAUUGCCGGAUUAUCAAGCUCACAAUGUCGACGAGGAUAUUCCGCUGGGGACAAAUAUACUGAAAGUCAAAGCAACCGACGCUGAUUCGGGGGCAAACGCGGAAAUAGAAUAUUUAGUGUCCGACGAUCAUUUCAGCGUGGACUCGAAUGGCAUUAUCGUUAAUAAUAAACAGCUCGAUGCGGAUAACAAUAAUGCUUAUUACGAAUUCAUCGUCACCGCUAAGGAUAAGGGAGAACCGUCGAAAACGGGAACGGCGACGGUGCGGAUCUACACGAAGAAUAAAAACGACGAGGAGCCGAAAUUCUCCCAGCAAGUUUACACGCCUAACGUCGACGAGAACGCCGGGCCGAACACUCUGGUGACCACUGUCGUGGCGUCGGACAAGGACGGCGAUAACGUGCGAUUCCGCUUCGUCGGCGGCAACACGACGUCGGGACAGUUCGUGAUCGAGGAGAUUACGGGAGUGAUUCGUCUUCACGGCAAGGAGAUAUCCUUGGAUCGCGACAAGUACGAGCUAAACGUCACCGCCUUGGACGACGGCGCGUGCUGCCCAAACGGGGAUCAAACCAUCCACACCAGCACCGCGGUAGUCGUCGUCUUUAUAACAGACGUCAACGACAACAAGCCGGUGUUCAAGGAUUGCGGGAUGUAUUAUCCGAAGGUCGAAGAGGGCGCGCCCAACGGCAGCACCGUCAUCAAGGUACAGGCUACCGACGAGGACAAGGGUGUCAACGGCCAAGUCAAGUACUCGAUCGUGCAGCAGCCCAAUCAAAAGGGCACCAAGUUUACCGUUGACGAGGAGACCGGUCAAGUCUUGACCAACAAGGUUUUUGAUCGUGAAGGCGAUGAUGGGAAAUUUGUGUCCGUCACUGUUAAGGCGACGGAUCAGGGCGAACCUUCGUUAGAAGGUGUUUGCUCAUUUACCGUCGAAAUAACGGACGUGAACGACAACCCGCCGCUAUUCGACCGACAGAGAUAUGUAGAAAAUGUAAAGCAGGAUGCGAGCAUCGGAACAAAUAUAUUGAGAGUGUCGGCAUCCGACGAGGAUGCUGACAAUAAUGGUGCGAUCGUGUACUCGCUGAGUUCGCCCAACAACGAGCAGAAUCUGGAAUACUUUGAGAUCCAACCAGAAUCUGGUUGGAUCGUAUUAAAGAAGCCCCUAGACGAGCAGCGUGACAGCUAUCGCCUGCGAGUACGGGCCUCCGACAGAGGGAUGCCAGUCUUGUCCGCAGACGUGGACGUUGAGUUAGACGUCGUAGACAGAAACAAUAAACCACCUGUGUGGGAUGCGAAUGUAUACGGCCCCAUUCACAUCAAAGAAAAUGUCACAGUGGGUACUAUAGUGACGUCGGUGAAAGCCAGCUCUGGAAUCGACAAUAAUCCGACGGUCUUUUACCACUUAAUGCCCGGUUCCACGGCUCAGACGAACAAGUUUCAUACGUUUUACCUUCAGCAACGCCCCGAUCAAUCGGUGACUUGGGCCGACAUUAAGGUUAACCAUCCCCUGGACUAUGAGAGCAUAAAGGAAUACAAUCUCACCAUACGAGUGGAGAAUAAUGGAGCCCAACAGCUAGCUUCCGAGGCGACCGUGUUCAUCCAGCUAGAGGAUGUUAACGAUGAGAUACCGCUGUUCACCGAACGAGAACAGGAAACCGUACUCGAAGGUGAACCGGUGGGCAGCAAAGUCACCCAGGUGAACGCGAUCGACAAGGACGGGACAUUCCCCAAUAAUCAGGUUACAUAUUACGUGGUGGAGAGCGACAGGAACGAGGGCAAGGAUUACUUCGAGAUCAACAGGGAGACCGGCGAGAUCUUCACAAAAGUAAUGUUCGAUCGUGAAAAGCAGGGCGCUUACGCCCUCGAGGUGGAGGCCAGAGAUGGAGCUCCUUCAGCGAGACCCAACAGCAAUGGUCAUCCAAAUUCAGGUAGGUGA